Messenger RNA from Prionailurus viverrinus (fishing cat), 2540 nucleotides. RefSeq names its product PHD finger protein 10 (gene PHF10). Lineage: Eukaryota; Metazoa; Chordata; Mammalia; Carnivora; Felidae. Gene Ontology annotation, cellular component: npBAF complex. The record is from RefSeq and is a predicted model, not a curated record. The coding region runs from base 1081 to 2436 and encodes 451 amino acids. The transcript is spliced from 12 exons.
GGGGGCGCCGGGGGUCACCCCGGUCCUUCGUGCACCUGCGCGGGCGGGGGCCGCGGCGUCAGAGCACCGCCCGGGAAGCCGUGCCUUGAGCUCUGCGUUUUUAACUUUUGUGGACUGUUUCAACUUUUUAAGCAAGAGGAGUAUACUUAAAUCGACAUACAAGUGCUCAAAAUGCCCAGAAGCGAGUAAAACGGCCGAAGAAAACAAAACAACCAAAACCCAAAAAACGGCAACAAAACCCCCCUUGAAUCAAUUUGCCUAGAGGGAGUUAUGCCUGAAAUGUUGACUCUGAACUGUCUUAAUCGUGAUGCUUACUGUUAAAUGUUAUUUUUUUGGGUACAUUUAUUUUCUGCUCUCCGUCUCUUACCUGGUUGCCUUUCUUAAUAGGGAUGUACCAGGGCUCUGUAAUUGAAUGGUGCUUACACGAAACCCAAACGGACAAUGUAGCGUAUGUUUGUCUGUUUGGGAAAGAAUCUGAGUCAAUUCCUAAUGGCCGGAGCCGUCUGAGGCUAAGGAUCAUCACGGUGAUAUGAACUAACUUUAUAGGGCGCUCAGUAUCUGCUAGGCCUUGAUCUAAGCGCUGCCCAGUGUUCAGCUCAUUUAACCCUUCCCUUAGGCAAGCCCUGCAGGCUCAGUGAUGGUCCCAGAACUGGAGCGGCUGGCAGACAGCCCCUGGGCUGGUGAAGGGCCCUGGGCCCUGUGAGCGCCCCCGUCCAGCUGUGGCAUGGCCAGCGACUUUUAUAGUUGUCUUCUACUUUUUACAGUUGUCUUUUAUAUAGCAAGAGGACCAUGGUAUUGAACAGAAUUUUAUUUGUCUUACAAAUCUAUGUUUCGUUGAUUACUUUUUUUAAAAGGUAUUUUUGUAAGCGUGAUAAUCAUCAAGCUUUAGCUAAUAUGUGAGUAAGUCCGUUUCCUGACAUUUGACGCAUCACUCCUUUCUGAGUGGAUGGUGCAACUUGGUCUUGAUGUUACUGUCUCCUCACGGACAAUGUCGCCUAAACAUGUUGAAGCCUCCCGUUGGCUGGGGAUGAUAAUGAAGAUAAUUCAAACGAUGGGACCCAACCAUCCAAGAGGAGGCGAAUGGGCUCCGGAGAUAGCUCUAGGAGCUGUGAGACUCCAAGUCAGGAUCUCGGCUUUAGCUACUAUCCAGCAGAAAAUUUGAUAGAGUACAAAUGGCCACCUGAUGAAACAGGAGAAUACUAUAUGCUUCAAGAGCAAGUCAGUGAAUAUUUGGGUGUGACCUCCUUUAAGCGGAAAUAUCCAGAUUUAGAGCGACGAGAUCUGUCUCACAAAGAGAAGCUCUACCUGAGAGAGCUGAAUGUCAUCACAGAAACUCAGUGCACUCUAGGUUUAACAGCAUUGCGCAGUGAUGAAGUGAUUGAUUUAAUGAUAAAAGAGUAUCCAGCCAAACAUGCUGAGUAUUCUGUUAUUUUACAAGAAAAAGAACGGCAGCGAAUUACAGAUCAUUAUAAAGAGUAUUCUCAAAUGCAACAACAGAAUACUCAGAAAGUUGAAGCCAGCAAAGUGCCCGAGUACAUUAAGAAAGCUGCCAAAAAAGCAGCCGAAUUUAACAGCAACUUGAACCGGGAGCGCAUGGAAGAGAGAAGAGCGUAUUUUGACUUGCAGACACAUGUUAUCCAGGUGCCUCAAGGGAAGUACAAAGUGUUACCGACAGAGCGAACCAAGGUCAGUUCUUACCCAGUGGCCCUCAUCCCGGGACAGUUCCAGGAAUAUUACAAAAGGUACUCAGCAGACGAGCUGCGGUAUCUGCCGUUAAACACGGCCCUCUACGAGCCCCCGCUGGACCCUGAGCUGCCGGCCCUGGAUAGCGAUGGUGACUCAGACGACGCCGAGGACGGUCGAGGCGACGAGAAGCGGAAACAUAAAGGCACUUCGGACAGUUCCUCCGGCAACGUGUCUGAAGGAGAAGGCCUUCCCGACGGCCAGGAGGAGCCUCUCCCGGGAAGACAGAGAUCCAAGGACAAAGCUGCUACUCCAAGAAAAGAUGCUUCCAAACGUUCUGUACUGUCCAAGUCAGUCCCUGGGUACAAGCCAAAGGUCAUUCCAAAUGCUCUAUGUGGAAUUUGUCUGAAGGGUAAGGAGUCCAACAAGAAAGGGAAGGCUGAAUCACUUAUACACUGCUCCCAGUGUGAUAAUAGUGGCCACCCUUCUUGCCUGGAUAUGACCAUGGAGCUUGUUUCUAUGAUUAAGACCUACCCUUGGCAGUGUAUGGAGUGUAAAACUUGCAUUGUAUGUGGACAACCCCACCAUGAAGAAGAAAUGAUGUUCUGUGAUGUGUGUGACAGAGGUUAUCAUACUUUUUGUGUGGGCCUUGGUGCUAUUCCAUCAGGUCGCUGGAUUUGUGACUGUUGUCAGCGAGCCCCCCCAACACCCAGGAAAGUGGGCAGAAGGGGGAAAAACAGCAAAGAGGGAUAAAAUAGUUUUUGACCCCAAUGUUGUAAUACGGAUUUAAAUGAACUACUUGGUGCCAAUUUAUUUGCAUUCUUGAUUUUAUGCCAAUAAAAGAUUUCUGAAAUUCA